UCAUGUAUUUUUUCCAAACUAUUUUUUCAGUUUCUCUAAAUAAAAAAUAAAUCUUAUCAGAUGUGUAGUUUAAUUUGCGUGUAUUCAUUUAGUUUUGAAGUAUUUAAUGAUAAAUGCGUUAUUCCUACGGAUUUAAAGGACAAAAGAUGAGUGGUGAGGAAAGACUUGUUACUGAAGUUCCCAGUAGUUUAAAACAAUUAGCACGUUUAGUGGUACGUGGAUUUUAUACAAUAGAAGAUGCAUUAAUAGUUGAUAUGUUAGUUAGAAAUCCAUGUAUGAAAGAGGAUGAUAUCUGUGAACUCUUGAAAUUUGAACGCAAGAUGUUAAGAGCUAGAAUAUCUAUAUUACGCAACGACAAAUUUAUACAAGUUAGAUUAAAAAUGGAAACAGGAUCAGAUGGAAAAGCACAAAAAGUUAACUAUUAUUUUAUUAAUUACAAGACGUUUGUAAAUGUGGUAAAAUAUAAAUUAGAUUUAAUGAGGAAAAGAAUGGAAACUGAGGAAAGGGAUGCUACUAGCAGAGCUAGUUUUAAAUGUACAAACUGUCUGAAAACUUUUACUGAUCUUGAGGCAGAUCAAUUAUUUGAUAUGACUACUGGUGAAUUUAGAUGUACGUAUUGUCGCGAAGUAGUGGAAGAAGAUCAAUCAGCCCUACCUAAAAAAGAUUCACGACUGUUGUUAGCCAAGUUUAAUGAACAAUUAGAACCUCUCUAUAUUUUAUUAAGGGAGGUGGAAGGUAUCAAAUUAGCACCUGAAAUAUUAGAACCAGAACCAGUUGAUAUAAAUACCAUCAAGGGUAUUGACACAAGGAAACCAAGCAGCUUACGAGCGCCUGGUGAACAAUGGUCUGGCGAGGCUACAAGAGCAUCAGGUUUCAUGGUAGAAGAUACUCGAGUGGAUGUUACAAUCGGUGAUGAGUCUGUCGACGAGAAUGCGGCAAAUAGAAGGAAGGAAAGACCAAUUUGGAUGAUGGAAAGUACUGUCAUCAAUUCGGAUUCGCAGCCUGAUGGAGUUAAUACCCAAGAGAACAUUUUGGACAAGGCUGCAGCUACUGCCACUAAUACAACGUCGACGAAUAACAAACAGGGCGAAGACAUAAUGUCUGUACUGUUGGCCCACGAGAAAAAGGGUGGAACGAAUUCGACUGCUAUAAAAUCUGUGCUGCCUCAAGAAUCUAGCGAUAGUAGCGAUAACGAAGAAGUUGCUGAAAUGCAAACUAUUGAUACAGGAGAAGUAGAAACUAUGGAUUCCGACGAAGAAGAUCUCGUGCCAACAGUUUCUGUCGCGGGAAAAUCUGUCGCGAUCGCGGAUGUAAAUGACGCAUUAAUAGCGGAAAUGACUCCCGUGGAGAAAGAAGCGUAUAUUCAAGCAUAUCAGGAAUACUACUCCCACAUGUAUGAUUAAUCGGCUAUCAGCGCUGUUAAAUAUUUUAUGAAUGUUUCGUAAGACUGAGUGGUUAUUGAAAUUCUUGUAAUAUUUUGUAUAGUCACGAAAUAAAUCAUUUUUGGGUUUGAUAAGAACUUGUUUCUUUUGUGUUUGCGUCAAUAGUUUGGAU
Molecule: messenger RNA, 1554 nt
Organism: Ceratina calcarata
Lineage: Eukaryota; Metazoa; Arthropoda; Insecta; Hymenoptera; Apidae
Gene: TfIIEalpha
Product: transcription factor IIEalpha
Exons: 8
Coding region: 114-1403 (429 amino acids)
Biological process (GO): transcription initiation at RNA polymerase II promoter
Cellular component (GO): transcription factor TFIIE complex
Source: RefSeq, a predicted model, not a curated record